Molecule: messenger RNA, 1299 nt
Organism: Cyphellophora attinorum
Lineage: Eukaryota; Fungi; Ascomycota; Eurotiomycetes; Chaetothyriales; Cyphellophoraceae
Exons: 2
Coding region: 1-1299 (432 amino acids)
Molecular function (GO): dioxygenase activity
Source: RefSeq, a predicted model, not a curated record
AUGAUUCUACCAGUCCCCUCCAACCUACCACCAACACUAGACGCAGCAACAAACCAUACACCAACCUCUGUGAUCCCUGCCAUCCCCCUCGCCGAGUUCUCCUCGCCCACCCACUCCACGGACCAACGCACCCAGCUCCUGGCGUCCCUGCGCGCCGCACUCUUGGACACCGGCUUCCUCUACCUCACUGACCUGGACCACCACUUACCCCCAUCUCUGAUAUAUCGCCUAGUAGCACUACUGCCAAGAAUCUUCUUGGACUUGACGCUCGAGGAAAAAGCGACCGCCGCACUGAUCAACACGCCGCAUUUCCUGGGCUACAGCAGUUUCGGAACCGAGACGACAGCUGGCGGGAAGGACUGGCGGGAGCAGAUCGAGUUGAGUGGCGAUGAUUUCCUUGACGCUGGUCUGCGGGUAGUGAAUGGGAACGGGAAUUUGAAGGCGGGCACGCACGAUAGGGAAAAGCAGCCUCUGUACGCGCGUCUUCGCGGCCCAAAUCAGUACCCGGAUUUCGACGGGCGGGAUGAGAUGAAAGCUGUGGUUGGAGAGUAUAUUAACGCGGCGCAGAACAUCGCGGCAGAGUUUUUGGCACUGGUAAACGAAGCGCUGGGACUAGAGCCAGGGGUCUUGGAGGGUUUUGCGAGGGGAGGACAGGAUCGGCUGAAGUUGGUGCAUUACCGCAUUGGCGAUGACGAGUCUGCAUCAACACAUGAAAACGGUUUAGCAGGAAGCAAUGGUAGUGCAAAUGGCACGCUUGCAAAUGGCAGCUCCGUCGCCACCACUACCAACGGCGGCGCCAUCACCCCCUCAGAGAAAUACAUCCAAGGCGUCGGCCCCCACAAAGACUCCUCCGGCUGGCUAACAUUCCUCCUUCAAGCCAGCCCCUCCACCCGCGGCCUGCAAGCUUUGUCCAAAUCCGGCGCUUGCCUCGUUGUCAACAUGGGACAGGCAUUCGAGGCUGCCACGAACGGCGUGUGCAAGGCAACUACACACCGCGUUCUCUUACCCGCAAGUGGUGACGGAAAGAGCCAGGGGAGUCGAUAUUCGGUCCCCUUCUUCAUGGGCGUGCGGCCAAGCCUGACAAAAGGGGAGUUAAAAGGGCUAUGGGAGCAUUUCGACGAGAAGAGGUGGGGCACGAGGGAGAGUGAGGAGGGCAUGCGGGUGGACAGUCCGUUCUUGCGGGGCGAAGGGUAUGGGUGUUGGGGUGAGGCGCAACUGAGGACGAAGAUCAGGAGUCAUCGGGAUGUUGGGAAGCGGUGGUAUGGGGACGUGUAUGAGAAGUAUGUUGAGGAGGGCUGA